AUGAACGCGGUAAAUCCCAUUGGCGGCCCGCAGGGACCCAAAGAUCUUUUGGAUACUGUUCGGGAGGCCGUGGUACGAGGCGACAUGGAUACAUUAGUGCGUCUACGAAGGGACUUCUUAAGUAUCAAAGAAAAUGUCUCCAAAUGCAUUGAUGAAUCUGGAAACACUCUUGUGCACUUGUCACUGGGCAAAAAUACAACUAUGUUGGCGUAUACGGUUGAACAACUAUCAGGAAAUGUCAAUAUUCCUAACUUUCAGGGACGAACACCGCUUCAUGAAGCUGUUACAAAUAAUUAUGUUGAAUGUUGUGAAGCUCUUUUAGAUUAUGGCGCUGAUGACACUGUCCAGGCUGCAACACUUUCUACUCCUUUUCACACUGCGGCUGCUUGCGGAAGUGUAGAGUGCAUGGAGAUCUUGUUAAAGCGCAGUGAUGACCCUUCCAGCAAGGUGAAUGAGCUUGAUCGGAACAAUUGUGCAGCACUUCAUAAAAGUGCCUCGGAUGGUGACGUGCGCGUGACGCAGUGGCUAGUGGAACACGGCGCCUUUGUGGAUCAACGGGACAUUACUGACACAACGCCUCUCCUAAUGGCUGUGAAAAUGGGCAGAAAAGAGGUGGUGGAAUAUCUGAUCCGUCAAGGUGCUGCCUGCGAUAAUGCAGAUAUUCAAGGCAAUCGGCCGGUUCACUUUUGCGCCAUUCGUUGCGAUUACAAAAUUUUGAAGCUUCUAGUUCUUGCAAAAGCCAACGUAAACGUUCAAAAUGGGGAAUUGAACACACCUCUCCACCUUGCGGCUAUUUACCAGCGACCAAAUUCAAAGGAGUGGGAGGAUCUUAUUUCUUUUUUACUAGAUUCCGGUUGUGACCCUUCGCUGGAGAACGCUUCUCGUAAGAAGCCUUCGGAUUUCGUCGGACGCAAUUUGAAAAAACUUUUCUCAAGGGAGGGUGCAGAGAUGCGUCGGAAAAUAAAGGCACAAAAAGAAGCUGAGGAGGAGGAAGAUUUCAGGAAAUUGUUGGAGUUAAGGGGUACUUGGAAAACAACGGUCAUGACAAACUUGGAAAGGACGAAGCGUAUACUAAAAGAUGAAGCUGACCGUUUGCACCGAGAGGCGGAGGAACGGCUUCGCGCUGAGGAUGACGCACGGCUUCUUCUGGAUGAGGCCAUGGAGAGACGACGAUACCAAGAGGAGCAGAAGAAAAAGCGGCUGGAGUCUGAAGAAAAGAACAAAAAUAGCAGCAGGAAGUAG
Trypanosoma cruzi is the source of this 1242-nucleotide messenger RNA. RefSeq lists its product as uncharacterized. The transcript has a single exon. The record is from RefSeq and is a predicted model, not a curated record. Gene Ontology annotation, molecular function: protein binding. Lineage: Eukaryota; Euglenozoa; Kinetoplastea; Trypanosomatida; Trypanosomatidae. The coding region runs from base 1 to 1242 and encodes 413 amino acids.